This is a messenger RNA of Boeremia exigua, 889 nucleotides long. RefSeq lists its product as uncharacterized. The transcript has a single exon. The coding region runs from base 83 to 628 and encodes 181 amino acids. The record is from RefSeq and is a predicted model, not a curated record. NCBI's taxonomy places the organism in Eukaryota, Fungi, Ascomycota, Dothideomycetes, Pleosporales, Didymellaceae.
AAUCAUUUACAAUCUGGUCUGAGAGUCUGCGGCGAAUGUCCACUCUGCAUGCCUUCCACUGAUCAAUUAUCUCGAUAUCACCAUGCCAGCACAGUUACUGUCCUACUGGAACAUCAAGACACCCAUUGAUAAUGCAUGGCACCCCCAGAUCGGCCAAUGCCCGACCCCCUACACCAAAAACCUACCGCAAAUACUACAGCGCACAGAUCUCGAAGCUACACUUGUGGAUGCCGCGCCCUACAUUGCCGGGAUCGGCGCGCUUCGACACGCGUCCCAGGCUUUCGACUUCGGCUUCACCGUAUCAGCAAACAUAUUCAAGAACGCCAGGACUUUGAAUGCACUGCACGGAUCUACGCUCCUUUUCAUCCCAUUGGUCUUGUCUCUACAAGCUGCUGGCAUCGAAUACAGGAAUCUCAUCCCGCGGUGGAGCACUGUUCGAGAGCGUCAUAGGGACGAGGAAGAAGUCCGACGGCAUGUUGACGUGGGUGCGUAUCUGGGUGCUCUUACCUGGGCCGGACGAAUGAUCAUGAGGGUGGGGGUUCGGUACUGGGCGCCGAUAGAUGUCGUCCUGGGUGGCGCGGUGGCUGAUAUGCUGCACCGGGAGUACAUGCGGACGCACGACUUUUGAUACAUCGACAGGAAACACACUCCCAUCGCAGAGAGAAAUAGGAGUUGGGUUAGGACAAUUGCAUCGCCAGUAAAAUACAAGUGCUGAUAAUGUCAACGCCACAAAACUUGUUCGGCUGAGGGAACAACAGGGUUCAAAAGCAUGACAAGGCGCAGAAAGUCGGCUUGGAAAUGUGGCUGCGGCAACAGCGUCGAAGAAUUUGAGAUGGUAGGCUGGCGAAGCCGCAGAGAAGCGACCGAACACGAAAAGAGCGUAGUGGCU